AAAGUGCAACGCGAGGUGUGUGUCUCUCCGCCCUCGCCGCCGCGUCAAACCCGAUCCGCCACUUUUCUUCGAGACUUUCGCCAAAAACCGGCCGCGACGCGCACUUGUGAUUAUUUUUUUUUUGUGACGAUGCAGUGAGGAUUAUGUGAUUCUGUUCGGUUUUUUCUCUGUGAUAGAAAAGAUGAGAAAGGAUGAUUUUCGAUCGCUGGUAGACACCUAAAAGCCCACGUCGAUGUUUUCCAGAUCUAUUUCAUUGGCGCACGUGAUGUGGGCAGCAUGGGGUUGGGGGCGGCGUCCUCCCGGCAUUUUAACUCCCCUGCUCUUCGUGCUACGCUGCCUCUCCCAAGCCCUCGCCACCGGUUUCCAUCGUUUCCUAGCCAGGUUUUCAGGCCGAAGACGACUGCUGGAGACGAUCAAUCACAAAUCGCCCCCGCCUUGGACACUCUUAGUCUUAUUAGUAUCUACGUUGUUAAGCAUAGCGGAGGCAUGUUCGUCGCGCACCACACCAAAGCCCAGACCGCCGGCGCCCACAGCACGGCCGAACAUCACAUUCCACACGUACGAGUGUCCGCCGGCGUACGCCGCGUGGUACUGUCUUAACGGUGCCACCUGUUUUACCGUCAAAAUAGGCGAUUCCCUCGUUUACAAUUGCGAAUGUACGGAGGGAUACAUGGGCCCUAGAUGUGAAUACAAAGAUCUGGAUGGUUCCUAUAUGCCGUCCCAGCGGGGCUUCAUGCUCGAAACGGCGAGUAUAGCGGGAGGGGCGGCGAUAGCAGUAUUACUAGUAGUCAUCUUAUGCGUGGUGAUAUACGUUAAUUAUUGGCGAAGGAACAAAUCGACGAGGACUUCGGCCGAUUGCAUCGACGGCUGCGCGAGCGCGCACCGGCCGAACCAGCCGACGUUCGGGACGCGAUGGCGAACGACGACGGCGACGUCAUCCGAUCAGCGCGACGAAACGAAACAGGGACGAGUCGAACUGCACCAAGUUACGACUUUAUUGACUUCGCCUAAUCAGGCGUCGCGAGUGUAAUUUUGUGACUUUAAUUAAAAAGAAAACAAACUGAUUAUUUAAAUUAAAUAAAGUGAUACCGCUUUAAAAGUGUAGACUUUAUUAUUUAAAAAAAAACGAAUUUGUGUAGCACUUGUUAUACGCAGCUUCGCUAUUAACUUAUUUUAUUUUUAUAUACAAGGGGCAGCUUUUCUGCUAUUUAUUGUCAAUUUUUUGACAGCACUGUAUAAAAUGUUAAUACGUAUAACAUUAUUGUGUUUUAUUCCCUUUUUUUUUGUUUUAACCACUCCCACUGUUUCCCUUUUGAGUACCUCGCCCGAGGUAGCAAUAAUCCGCUCACAUUCUCUCCAUAGAACUGUUACAUUCCUCGAUCCUCGCAUUCACACUAGAAAUUUUGCCUUAAAAAACACGAUGAUACAAUUUGUUUGUAAAUAGAAUGUAGAUAUGCGGUAAUAAUAUUUAAUUAAUCUUCCAGUUAGUGCACUGCGACAUAGAUUAAUGAUCCAAGAUGUAAUUAUAUUGAAUACGUGGUUACGUAGUGCGGUUUCGUCCAAACCGACCCGAAACCUCACUACUUAUCUACUAAUUUAAAUAUUUCUAAGCACUUUGUUCCUAACUUAUUAUAGUUAUGUGUAAUUACGUUCUGCAUUACUUUAGUGAAGUCAAGUCUGUGUGUGCCAACUACCAAAAGCGCAAAUAUCGUCCGUCUGACGUCCUCUUUUUAACAAAAUGUAUUUUAAUCAUUUUUCAAAAAAAAAAAAAGGUUUUUAGAAAAAUAUUUGUGUUUUUGGUGAAGGUACUGUUACCUAUGUAGCCAGUUGCGACUUGUUCGCCUUCCCCACUUCUCCCCCACCCAGCAAACCAAAGUCAUGAGAGAGAGAGAUAGAGAGAAUGAGAGAACGUAUUUGUACCGCUUGUAUGUGGCAUGGAAGUAAAAAUCGUUAAGCCAAGUCGUACAGUACCAAAAAAAAGAAACGCUUCUUUUUGAGUAUUAAUUAGCAACUUUCGGUAUAAUUUUUACAAAUUUGGCCUUAAAACAAUUUUUAAUUAUGUUGUCGUAAUUUCAAUGUACAUAGUAUCGAAUUCACAAGUGUUAGAAUAUUUGUUUCUCUAUUGAAUUCCACUUAAGAUUUAAUAUAGAAAACGAUAUUAAAAAAUAAAA
Messenger RNA from Photinus pyralis (common eastern firefly), 2171 nucleotides. RefSeq lists its product as uncharacterized. The record is from RefSeq and is a predicted model, not a curated record. Gene Ontology annotation, molecular function: receptor ligand activity; epidermal growth factor receptor binding. The coding region runs from base 233 to 1030 and encodes 265 amino acids. Lineage: Eukaryota; Metazoa; Arthropoda; Insecta; Coleoptera; Lampyridae. Gene Ontology annotation, biological process: epidermal growth factor receptor signaling pathway. The transcript has 6 exons.